Messenger RNA from Musa acuminata subsp. malaccensis (wild Malaysian banana), 740 nucleotides. RefSeq names its product protein C2-DOMAIN ABA-RELATED 5. The record is from RefSeq and is a predicted model, not a curated record. NCBI's taxonomy places the organism in Eukaryota, Viridiplantae, Streptophyta, Magnoliopsida, Zingiberales, Musaceae.
GAGAGAGAGAGAGAGAGAAGGAAUGGAUCAUCUGCUGGGUCUCCUCAGAGUGCGGGUGGUGAGAGGGGUGAGCUUGGCCUACCGCGACGCCACUGGCAGCGACCCUUACGUCGUCGUCCGCAUGGGCGGUCAGAAACUGAAGACCAGUGUGAAGAAGCACAAUGUCAACCCAGUUUGGAAUGAAGAUUUGACACUUACAGUUUCAGAUCCUACUCAACCUGUGAAGAUUCGAGUUUACGACAAGGACACAUUCAGCCGUGACGACAAGAUGGGCGAUGCGGAGAUCGAUAUCGUGCCAUUCGUAGAGGCAGUGAAAAUGAACUUGUCUGAUAUCCCAAAUGACACCAUCAUCAAAACCAUGAACCCUAACAGGCACAACUGCUUGGCUGAAGACAGUGCCAUUGUGUGGAAAGAAGGCAAGGUGGUGCAAGACAUCAUUGUCAGGCUCAGAAAUGUGGAGAGUGGUGAAUUGGAGUUGCAGCUGCUGUGGGUUGACAUACCAGGUGCUCCAGGCUUUUAGGCUAUGGACUCUUUAACACAAGCCUCAACUCCCUUACCGACAAGUUUUGUAUCUCCUAAUUUAACUUGUUUUCCAUGGAUUGUAGAUAGCUUCAUGGCUUAUGGUCAAGGAUGAGAUGAAUGAGUCAAAUCCAUGUAAUGGACGAUUCUAUAUUUUUGUUUAUGGUGAAGGAUGGCCAUGUAAUGAACAAUGAAUAUUCCUACAAGUUUUGUACCACCUC